GAAUCAAACCCAUGAUGCUCUAACCACUUAGCCACACCUGCCAGGGUGACAAAAUAUUUUUUUAGCAGGAGGAGAAAUAUUGACUCCAUUCUGAGGAGUUUCUUAUUCCAGAAAAUUCCAGGCUUUCUUUCUUGGGAAGGAGGAACACUUGAAAUUUCUUUUAAAGAUAACUUGAUAGAGGUACAAUUUCCUGUGGUUUGUGACUGGAUUGCACCUGUGGACUCACGGAGCUCUGCCGGGGUGGGUCAGUGUGGGCCUGGCUGUAGCACAGCCCCUGUGUGGUGGCUGAGUGGACUAAGAGAGGGGCUCUGCAGUCCCCCUGUGAAAAGGUGGCUGGACUGGCUUCAAGCCAGCUUUGACUGCGAGGAUGGUGAGGAACCAUUGCUCAGCAGCAAGGAAGUCGCAGCACGAGCAAUCAGAGAGCUGUUUUCCAGUCCAGAGAGAGACUGUGAUGAAGAGAGAUGGGUCUCUUUGAGAGGUCUUUUGUUAAAAAUAAAGAGGUGGGUGUGGGGUGGAAGGGUCAAUGGGGAUAAAAGGGGACAUCUGUAAUAUUUUGAACAAUUAAAAAGAAAAAGAAGCAUGUCUUUGCUGCCCCUGACCUCAGCCAGGGUUUGAGAGUCUGCUAAUCCCAUAAGGCCUGAGGGCCCAGCAGUGGUUCUGUCUUUUGGAGGCUCUUUGUUUCCAGGUUUCAACUCUGGCUCCUGAUUAAGCCAUCUCUUCUCAGGGCAACCAUGCCAGGCCCUGCUGACUGCUCCCUUGGUGAAUCAAGUCCUGCCCUUCCUUGCACUCUGCAUCGCUGCCCCCUUUGUCCUGGUGAAAAAGGCAUUCUCACGGCCAUGAUCCUUCCACACUCCCACCCUGUCAUACUGCAUCAAACACUAGCUCCCUUCGUCUUCUAGAUUCUCUCUCACUUAUCUUCCCACCCUUCCCCCGCCCCAUCUGCAUGGUAACUUCAUUUUCUACCCUCUGCAAAGCAGCUGCUGGCUCAGACUGGCGGGCGUGUGGGAUUCUCAACAUUCAGACUCACAGAAUCUCUGUGGGGAAGGAAUGUCAAUGAGGCCUCUAGCCCCACCCAGCCUUGAAGUAAGAGCCCAACUUAUAUAAGACUCUUAACCACCCAAUAUUUAUUGAGCACCAGCCAUGUGCCAGGUGCUGUUCUAGGUAUGGGGGAUACAGUACAAAGAAGACAUUUAGGUGUCCCUGCCUUUGCAGAGUUUAUAUUCUAGCAUGUAUGUAUGGUGGGAGCAGGAGUGGGAGGUGGAGAGGGUGUGUGUACCACAAGAGGUAAAGCAAUAAACAAACAACAGGUGAGAUAGUGAAGAUCAGAUCUUAUGAUAAGAUGCUUAGGCUCCUUGUAACCAACUACCUUUGCUGCCAGGAACUGUUUCCUCUGUAGAUAGUCAGAUCCUCCCUACAUGAUGAACCUGUCUCAGUGUGAGAGCCUCUCAGAACCAGGUAGGUUGGCAAUGGCAAGAGAAAUCCUGCCACAGGACCACAAAGUAACAGGCUGCAGCCUGACUGUGCUCAUGGCCAAUUCACAGCAACUGGCUGGAGGCUGGGAGUUUUAAGUUGCUGUUUCAUCAUCGAUCUAGUCACUUGACACCCAUCUGAGCCAAAUUGCCUUUCAUUUUUACAUUGGUGAGGCUGUCUCCCUGAGAGGGGCUAAUGGUAAUUUUCAAUGGUAAAAUGAUAAACCUUUUAUUUCCUAGUUGGCCUAGUACAUCUAAUGGUGGUAAAUCAAGAUGCUGUUGGGAGAGUCUGGCCACCCCAGACAGAUAAUAUGUGGCCCUUUGGGUGACACAUACACAAAUCAGAGAAGAACUGAAAGAGUAGUGGGCUGGAGCAAGACACAGUUCACUGUAGUAGUAAAUUAACUUGAAAAUGAUGAUACUCCACCCUUCCAGCCCCAGGUUACUUGACAGAGGGAGAUGUAUCCAUGUGGGUCAAAGUACAAAAAAUCAACUCCUGACUGUCCUUAAACCAUCUAAGCAGUCCACCCUGAUUGGAAGCUUUAUAAGCCAGAGGUGGCCAAAUAGCAACCCAUUUGUGUUUUGUUUUGGUUGGUUGUCCACUUGGUAAUUUAUUUAACUUUGGACUAAUUGCAGCAAUUAAAAUCAGGAAUUUUCACAUGAAAUUUCAGACAACCCAUACCAAAUGAACCUACCUUUCUCUGUGAAACCACUGUUGGCCAGCUCAUUAAAAGCAGAGAAUAAUCUCUGCCUCAGUGUGUUCAGGCUGCUAUAACAAAAAUGCCAUGUACUGGGUAGCUUAAAUAACAAAAAAAAAUUGUUUCUCAUAGUCUGAGGCUGAGAAAUUUUUUUCUCAAGGUGCUGGCAUAUCUAGUGUCUGAGAGACACUGGAGAGCCUGGUUAAUAGACAUCUUCUUGGUUCAUAGGUCACCAGCUUCUUGCUGUGACCUCACAUGGUAGAAAAAGCAAGAAAGCUCUUGGCAGUCUCUAUUAUAAGGGCACUGAUUUCAUUCAUGAGUGCUGCACACUCAUAACCUAAUCACCUCCCAAAAACUCCACUUUCUAAUACCAUCACUGGGGGUUAAGAUCUCAGCAUAUGAAUUUUGGAGUGAUAACAAAUAUUCAGUCCAUAACAGUAUCAUAUAGUGCAUUGAGCUCUCCAGUGGACUCCUGGUGGGACUUGAGCCAGCAUCAGUGUAGUAUCCUUUGGUUUCACAAUUCCUGGCCCAUCCAGGAGAAUCAAAACUGUUUGAACUACCUAUUAUCAGGGAUGAUGCCAUUUUUAUGAUCUAACUUUGAAAUGCAUUAUCAAAAUCUGUUUAUGUCCCAGGGUUGAUGAACUGGAAUACAGCAGAGGGGUUGGGACCUAAAAUAACCUUGUACAGUCCCAGUGCAUUGGGUAAGAUCUCUGUGUGGUUGCCUUAAGAGACCAAAAUAACCCUGAACUAAAACCAAAUAGAUUUUUUUCCCCCUCAUAUUACAGUUCAGAGGAAGAUGGUUUGUGGCUGUGAGGGUGGCUCUUAUUCCUUCUGUCUCAUUCCUUCGCCAUCUCUAGGGGUUCUCCCUUAUCUGUAUGGCUGGCGAUGGCUCAUCAAGUUCACAUUCCAGCCCUCAGGAAGGUGAAAAGAGGAAGAAGAGGUGCAGGUGUGGAAGUCCCACACGUCACAUCUGCUCACAUCCCAUUGGCUAAAGUCUAGUCACAAUCACACUUAUCUGCAAGAGAUGCUGGGAAACCUUUUCUUUACCAGGGAAGUCAUGUGACCACCUAAAAAUCUCCAUUAUUAAAGAAGAAAAUAGAUAUAGGUGUAGCACUGAACAACUGUGCCAUAAUUGAGCUUAUUAAACUUAAAGGAGCUUAUUAAUGUCUCUGUAUUAAACUUUUCUUCAUUCUCAGUCUUUGACAAAAUCAGGCUAGUCCUUAAUCGCUACCAUGUCACCCCCAAAUCAUUAACACAGUCACUUAAACUAUUUUAUUGAGAACCUAUUUGUUGGCCUAUUUGUAUGGUACCACUUUGUAGAGCUUAUAGCCCAGUAGAGGAGACAUGACAGUGCAGCAUGACAUUCACUGAUCAUCUUUGAACUGGGAAUGGAGAGGGAGGAUGGGUGAAGCCUAACUUCCAGAGAAAAGAGCAAAGUCCUUUCUCUUCUCUUAAUUAUACAGGUUAAAGUCUUGGAAACGGGAAAUUCUUUCUACCCUCUGUCUUAUGAAAUCUAAAAGAAAGGAGAAAUGUUUAGAACUUGUUUCCCAAAUAUAAUACUAAUAGCAUAAUAAAGUGUGCAAAAAUAGGGGAGGUAAUUAAGCCUUCCUCUCUUAACAGUUGUUCAUAUAUUAUUUUUAAGUAGGUAUUUUCCCUUCUCCUCUGUCUUAUCAAGUCAACGAAUACACACUAAGCAUCGCUACAUGUUGAGCCCUGGGGUCUUUCCACUGGCGAUGAGGAAGUGUAAGAUAGUUUCUGAUUUCUAAAAUUUUAUAAUCCACCCUGCAAACUCUCUUUACCUGAUAAACAAAAGAAGAAGAAAAAACGUCAAGAGUAAAAGGUAUGCAUCCUCUCCACUGUUUUUCCAGCAUGUGAUAGGGCAGGUCCCAGGAACUUUCUUGGAUCUUAGGCCAAUAAGAAGCCAAGUAACAGGUGUCCUUUAUAGAAUAUCAGGGUAUGUAUGGUUGGCGAAGUGGUGCCAUCUUUGGGUGCCUCACUGAAAGUUGCAUUUAUCCAUUUGAGUACAAUUGCAGUGUAUAACUUGAUAGCCAGAAGCCUGGAGUACUGGUCAACAGCCAUCUGAAUCUCCAUCUAUGCUGGGAGUAAGAAUGGUUCUUAGCCCCCAUUCAUCUGUAAGGCUUCCUCACCCAAUUUCCUUAUAGUUGGCGAAAUUGAUGGUGUUUACAUAUUUUGUGUUUGUGUAAAUGACAAACAUAUCAUUGCAACACAUCACAUUUUAUUCACCACAAUCCAUUCUUGUAAAAGUAUUUCUGCAGCACUGAAAAUGUAGAAACAAAAUGUUAUGAGAAGUAAAGGGAGGCGAAGACUUCUGCCAAGUCGAGGAUCAUUUCACAAACCCCUUUCCAGCUCACCCCGUUCCCUACCCCGUUGAUGGCUUUGCUUUCCUAUCUUCCAUGUUGAACUCACUGUUGGGACAUCUUUGCAUAUCCCCAUCUAGGAGGAAGCUCUGGGAUGUGUGGGUAGUAAAUUUGCCCAAGCAAACUGGACUCUUCACAAGGAAUCAGACGUGAGGGCUAGGAUGGAAGAGCUGGCACCAGUGGAAAGCCAGGGCCAGCUCCCAAGCCCCCACCAGGGCUCUCUGAGGAAGGCCGUGGCUGCUGCCCUGGCCCUGGAUGGGGAAUCCACAAUGGGCCGCAGGAAAAAGAGGAAGAAAGAGUCUCGCCCAGAAUCUAUCAUCAUCUACCGGUCAGAGAGUGAGAAGGUGGAUGAGGAGCCUGGGGAAUCAGAAGGUGGUGACCAGCCUAAAGAGGAAGGAGAAGACUUCCUAGACUAUCCCGCUGAUGAUGGUAUGUGGAACAUGCCUUUGGACAGCCGCUAUGUCACAUUAACUGGGACCAUCACACGAGGGAAGAAAAAGGGUCAGAUGGUGGACAUCCACGUCACGUUGACAGAGAAGGAGCUGCAAGAAUUGACCAAGCCUAAAGAGACAUUGAAAGAGACAACAACUGAAGGCAGAAAGGUCUGCCAGAUGUCAGCAGACCGUGGGCCCCAUGUGGUCCUCUGGACACUGGUCUGCCUGCCUGUGGUUUUUGUUCUCUCUUUCGUUGUCUCUUUCUACUAUGGCACUAUCACUUGGUACAAUAUCUUCCUUGUGUACAAUGAGGAGAGGACCUUCUGGCACAAGAUCUCAUGUUGCCCCUGCCUCAUUCUCUUCUAUCCAGUGCUGAUCAUGGCUAUGGCCUCUUCCCUGGGCCUCUAUGCUGCUGUGGUUCAGCUCUCCUGGUCCUGGGGAGCAUGGUGGCAAGCUGCCCGGGACAUGGAGAAAGGCUUCUGUGGCUGGCUCUGUAGUAAGCUGGGUCUGGAGGACUGUUCUCCCUACAGCAUUGUGGAGUUGCUUGAAUCUGACAAUAUUUCAGGCAAUCUCUCCAACAAGGACCCCAUCCAGGAAGUAGAAACUUCCACUGUCUAAACUCCCAACACUUUAUUUCUUCCUCUCGUCCCAGUAGCCUGUGUAUCAUCUUCCAAUUCCCCUCCCUCUCAUAGUUCUUCUGGAAAAUGCCAGGCCACAGUGAUCUACCCUACCAUCUUGAUGGAUCUAGGAGGACAGGGAACAGAAAAUCAAUUUACACAAAAGUUGUCCAUACAAUGGAAAAACCCUUCUUCAUUUCUUGCCCUAAAAUGACCAUUUAUCUGGGACAAAGAGCUCAGUCGCAUACCAAUUCAGAAGACUGAAGGUGUUACUGGUGCCUGGAACCCAGGGGAGUAUGUGAGUAAAUGUGACAGGGACAAUAAGAAGGCUCUGGGAGGACCAAUAAAAUAAUAGAUAGUGAUGGAGUGAAACAUUUAGGAAGCAGGCUUACCACAGUGUAGCAGAAUGUAAAGAUUUGUGCGCAGCACUUAGAGUUUUAUUUAGCUACAUAUAACUGAUAUCCCAAAAUAUGAGUGGUUUAAACAAGGUAGAAGUUUCUUUCAUCUGGAGGCAGACCAUCAAGGAGCCUGAUGGAGUCACUGAGGUCCAGGCUUCCUUUAUUCCCCUGCCAUUAGUGUGAUGUGACCCUCAUCACCUGUAUCUUCAACAUCCUGGUGCUGACUACAUCUGCACCCAUCUCAUCCAUAUUUCUGGCAGAAUAGAGGAAAGGGCAAAGAAAAGCACAUUCUCUGUACCCAAGGAGGCUUCCCAGAAGUCUCACUCAACACUUCUUAUAUCUGUUUGGCCAGACCUUUGUCACAUGACCUCACAAGCAAAAGAGGCUGCAAAAUAUAGUCUUUUGGGUAGUUAUACACUGGGCUAAAUAUCGGGGUUAUGCAAAUUUAAGAGGAAAGAGAAGAAUGGCUAUUUUGGUAGGCAAAUAUGAAUCUCAGUAAUUAUUUAAGAAUAUUCAGAUCCCAAACUGCUACUAUAGUUUUAGCUAUUUAUUUAUUUAGGCCUAAAUCUUACACAGAGAUUUUAUAUAUAGAUACUAGCUAUAUAUACUAUGUAUAUACUAUACAUAGAUAUUAGUAACUCAUGUGCUUUGCAAUUAAAUGUCUGUAAUGUCAUGUGGUUUCAGGGUUUUUUAGAAGGGAAGAGUAAACAGUUGAGUACAACUACAUAAUAGUAGCAUACUUUUUUUCCUGGUAGUGAAGGUGGGACUGGGUGGUGUUAUUUAAUUUACUCUAUAGGUUAAAGACUGUGAAGGGAGGGAUUGCAUCUGUCACUCCCCACUGCCCACCCCCCUUCCCUCAACAGGGGUUGGUCACCCUAAGCAGGAAUAAGACAGUGUUAGCUUUCUGUUUUUUGGCAAAACCUCACUCAGAGCCUCACUUAUUCAGACCUUUCUGGAAUUUAACAACAAACACAGUCUUUGCUGUGCUGAGAAGACUGUCUUCCUGGUCACUGGGAGGUAUAAACCAGAUGAAUCUAGAUUAAUUGAUUCUGAACCUAAAAAAAAAAUUCAUUCCUGAAGGUGUAUUUCUAAUUUUUUAGAAAAUUGGAUCAUCACAGGUCAAGCAGUUUUUGGAGGUUUGGGACCUUAUAAGAAUACCUGGUACUCGUUUCUUACUCAUGUCUCAUGAAGAAGUUGAAAGAACUGCUGUGAAGCAAACCAGACUGGUUGGGCAUGCUCUCCCACAGAAGGCCAGGGACAUUUGCCUAAUGUUGGUGCUGAAAUCCACCCUCAGAAGACAACCCCACUUUGGUAUUAUUAUAAUUAUAAUUAUUAUUAUAUCCUCACCUGAGGAUAUGUUUUUAUUGAUAGAGAGAGGAAAGGAGA
Molecule: messenger RNA, 7380 nt
Organism: Miniopterus natalensis
Lineage: Eukaryota; Metazoa; Chordata; Mammalia; Chiroptera; Miniopteridae
Gene: TMEM169
Product: transmembrane protein 169
Source: RefSeq, a predicted model, not a curated record